Molecule: messenger RNA, 1767 nt
Organism: Anopheles arabiensis
Lineage: Eukaryota; Metazoa; Arthropoda; Insecta; Diptera; Culicidae
Exons: 3
Coding region: 121-1683 (520 amino acids)
Biological process (GO): triglyceride biosynthetic process
Cellular component (GO): plasma membrane
Molecular function (GO): diacylglycerol O-acyltransferase activity; long-chain-alcohol O-fatty-acyltransferase activity
Source: RefSeq, a predicted model, not a curated record
CUGGUUGUUGAUAACGGAGCACGGGUUUUGGUUUAGCAUUGCAUCAGUCGUUUACAUGCGUUCUUUGAAUGCUGACUGUAAGUGAUUAAUUAUUGACUAGCGGGAGUGGAUUUGUGUACGAUGAAACACUCUAAACGGAUUGUUUCACUUUUGACGAACACAGUGCUGCUGGUUGGGAUUAUAUUGGCUUUACCUGUGAUAAUAGCAAUCUUGGUGUUGUUUCAAGUGCAUCGACAAAUAGUGGCGCAAUUGCUGGCGAUUAAAUAUGGCUCAUCGUUCCGUGGGCUGCUGCAAGGAUCGGAUGUGGUGUGGGCAGGGCAGGAACGAUCAUCCAAGGCAGUGGCAAGCGUGUUGCUUCUGUUUGAGAAACCUGUGCAUGUGUCAGACGACAGCGUGCAUUUGCUGGAGCUGUUUCGUGAUCGAUUCAAACGUCUCCACACAGUUGAUGCGUAUCAGAAAUUGUUCUGGCAAAGGCGCAUUCAGUGGGGUUACUAUUUUUGGAUCAAACAGGGACUUCCGCUUUGGAGCGAUCGUUACGUCAAACAGCUCGACGUGAUUCCCACCAGCAGCAGCUGCCUUUCCAAAAGGCAACUCUGUGCACUAAUUGGCUCAAUCAGCAAUCGGGAUUGCAAUGGUACGAGCUGGGAGUUGCUCGUUGGAAGACAACCAUUAUGCCACGACGACAGCACUGUAAUGCUGUACCCGGUCCUUUUCAGGUACCAUCAUUCAAUCGCUGAUGGAAUUGCAAUAUUUCGAACGUUCUGCAAAGAAUUCCUCGACAGUACGGCCACGGCGGAGGAACACGUGUGGAAUCCAAAUGCGGCCAAUCAGACCUCGGUGAAUGGUUUUUUCACUUGGCGCAAUCUCUUCCGUAUGGCUUACCGUGGGCCGAGAUUUUUGGCACACGAAAUAUUGCUCAAACGGGAAUGCAGUCCGUUCUACGGUCCGGAACCAAGCAAUAAUAAAAUCGUCUGUUGGGCAGGCGACCAUGCAGGGCGACCAGCAAAUCACGCGACUCCUGUGAUAAGCGCAAUCAAGACAGUCAAGCAUUUGGUAAAUGAUUGCAGCUUUACAGACAUCUUGCUGACGGCCUUUGCCACGAGUCUUGGGGCGUACUGCAGGCGGAAGCGCUUACCCGUGCCAACGACCGUCACUAUCGGGCAGAUGCGACGGUUCCAUCGCGAGUCUGAAGUAAUUCAGCUGCGUAAUCGCUCAACGGCUGUAUUUAAAACGUUGCCAAUAGGCAGUCUGCCAUGCGGAUCGAGCACAAUCGCCCAACUAAUAUGCCAGAUAAAUGCUGUAAAAGGUCCGGACGACGUAUGUCAGGCCAGUACAGAUGCUUUAAUUACUCACCUGAGCGUGUCGUACCUUCCAGAGCUACUGCCGGCUGCAGUUGUACGGGCAUUGUUUGCUAGAAGCAAGUUUUCGAUUGCUCUGUCCAACAUUCCUGCCUUCGUCGGCACUGUCUCUCUGGGAAGGUACAUUCUCAGAGAGGCCACAUUCUGGGUACCCAACAUUGAGCGCAAUCUGUUCGGGUUGACCUUACUGACAACGGACGGCCGCCUACAGAUAGGUUCAAUCGCUGAUAGGACAAUAAUUAAGGAUGAAGAAGAACUCGAACAAAUACUUAACGAAACAUUGCAGGAGCUAAGCAAUAUGGCGUGCAUGAUAAAAUGCAACUAAAUAUCUUUUACGUGAAACAGACCUUAUGUAAGUGUGAACUGACUGGGAUAAAAUACAAUGAAACGAAAAACACUUCAUACUUUA